Phymastichus coffea is the source of this 618-nucleotide messenger RNA. RefSeq lists its product as uncharacterized. Lineage: Eukaryota; Metazoa; Arthropoda; Insecta; Hymenoptera; Eulophidae. Bases 74 to 454 code for a protein of 126 amino acids. The record is from RefSeq and is a predicted model, not a curated record. The transcript is spliced from 2 exons.
UGAAAAUGAUGCCCAAAAAAAAAUACUCGACCAAAAAUUUGAAAAAUUUAUAUGCACAGCAAAUACUCUUGACAUGGGCCAAAAAGUAACUGAGAAUUGCUAUGUAGGCAACGCUAAUAGUUCAUUGAUCCAUUGCAAGACACAGACAAAAAUGGACUUAGAAGAACGUAAUUUACUAGAACUAAAAAUUAAAAAUUUAGAAAAGGAAUGUUUAAUGUUGAAAAACGAACAGACUAAAUUAAAGAACAAUAUAGAUAUAUUGAACGCACGCUUGGAGACAUAUACAAUAUUAAAUGAGAGAUUACAAAUAAAAAAUUAUUGCUAUGAACAGAGGUUGAAAGAACUAGGGAAUGACAAAGAAACAAUUGAAAAUGAAGUAUAUGAACAAAAGCUGGAUCCAGCAGUACAGGAAAGCUUUUUACAGACUGUGAAAAAGAGCGGUCACCAUCGUUGAUAACAAAAGCAAAUAAAAAAAGAUUUAAUGAAGCUUCUGAUGAUGAUCUGACUUGUGACUCUGGCAUAGACGAUCGUGCUGCUCCAGGGGUCCGAUUAUUUAACCAAGAAUUCAAAAUCAUAUCACAAAAUCUCUUCAAAAAAGCAAAAAAUAAAAAUGUUGGU